Messenger RNA from Cololabis saira (Pacific saury), 668 nucleotides. RefSeq names its product succinate dehydrogenase complex assembly factor 3 (gene sdhaf3). Gene Ontology annotation, biological process: mitochondrial respiratory chain complex II assembly; succinate metabolic process. Bases 55 to 423 code for a protein of 122 amino acids. NCBI's taxonomy places the organism in Eukaryota, Metazoa, Chordata, Actinopteri, Beloniformes, Belonidae. Gene Ontology annotation, cellular component: mitochondrion; mitochondrial intermembrane space. The record is from RefSeq and is a predicted model, not a curated record. The transcript is spliced from 2 exons.
GACGCGAGUUGAAUAAGUAUCAUUGAAGAUAGUUGUGUUCAGCUGGACGUGGAGAUGUCCGCGUCCUCGCAGGUGUCGGCGGUCCGAGUCCUGUACAAGCGGAUCCUGGUGCUGCACCGGUUCCUGCCGCUGCACCUGCGGGCGCUGGGAGACCAGUACGUGAAGGAGGAGUUCCGAAAACACAAGACCGCGACCCCCAAGGAGGCGGAGGGCUUCAUGGAGGAGUGGAAGAAUUACAAGGACACCCUGCAGACACAGGUACUUGAAUCAGCAGGGAGGCAGAUCUGUUCGGUGAAGUUUGGGGCCCACCUGUCGGAGGGGAAGCUCAACGACUUUGAGAACGAACAGAUUGGUCAAUUGUACGAACUCAUGCUGGAAUCCACCAAACCCAACAACCAGUUUGACAUCCAGGAGGACAAAUGACGCCGGCCUUUGUUGGAUUUUGACCAGACAUCAAAUAAUAACUUCUUUGAAAAAUUCAGAGCAAUGCCUAACUAUAUCUGACUGCCUAAUAUUAAGAGUGAUAUUCAGGAGCCAAGAAGAGGCUUUUAAGAAUGAUUUAUUCUGUUAGAGUGCUGUGUAAUUUUCCUGUUCCUGUCUUUGAGUUCCUUCCUGUCACAAUAAAAGGUUCCUUGCACUCUUUUGCAGGUGCAUUAAGAUAGCUCUAA